This is a messenger RNA of Asparagus officinalis (garden asparagus), 3085 nucleotides long. RefSeq lists its product as uncharacterized. Lineage: Eukaryota; Viridiplantae; Streptophyta; Magnoliopsida; Asparagales; Asparagaceae. The coding region runs from base 283 to 2856 and encodes 857 amino acids. Gene Ontology annotation, molecular function: DNA binding; protein dimerization activity. The transcript is spliced from 6 exons. The record is from RefSeq and is a predicted model, not a curated record.
CCCAUUUUCUUACACCCCCUCACAUUCUUAGCCUGGCGAUCGGAUCAACGCGAGGCAUCCUCUCCUGGAACUGGCAUUCCCCCAGAAAUCAAACCCUAAAUUUGAACCCUAAAAAAAAAAAAAAAGUCCCAGAAGCCUUGGUUUGAACUCAUAAACGAUUCUGGCUCACUCCCGGCAAAAAACCCUAGCGACAACCCAAUCUUCGGACCUCAUCACAUCCCAUGUGAUUAUAUACAUGGACUAAAUUUCUACUUGUGUAUAACAAGCCGGAGAUUGAUCAAAAUGCCACGUUAUCCUGACAUAGGGUGGGAGCAUGGUAAAAUGGUUGGGGGACAAAGACACCAUGUGCAAUGUAAUUACUGCCACCGAACCAUGAUUGGGGGUAUAACUCGCUUCAAGAAACACUUAGCAAGCAAAAGUGGGGAAAUCAAGGGGUGUGAGGCUGUGCCAAAAGAAGUAAAGGAGACAAUAAGGAACCAUUUAGCCGCAUUAAAACCAAAGUCAAUGGAAAAGAAGAAAAGAAGGAAGGUGUAUGUUGUAAAGCCUCUUACUCAUCAAAACAUGGACUCAGAGGGAUCGGAUACAUAUGUGACAAAUGCUAAACAUGAAUUGCUAGCCUCUUACGAAGAGGAAGCUCACUCUGAUAAACAAAUUUCCACUGUCGCAAAGGAGUUCUUGGAUGCUUUCUCAAGUGAUUUGUCCAAGGACGAGCAAGGAUCAGCUCCCCCAAGAGCUACUGAUGUGGGGUGGGCCCACGGUAUAAUGGUAAAUGGGGACCGACAAAAGAUAAAGUGCAGAUAUUGUUCGAAGGUAAUAUUAGGAGGUGGAAUCUCACGCCUUAAACAACAUUUGGCUGGAGAAAGGGGAAAUAUAGCCCCAUGUGAGAAAGUGCCUGAUGAUGUUAAAUCACAAAUUCAACAACACAUGGGUUUUAAAGUUCUGGAGAAACUUAAAAGGCAGAAAGAAUCAGAAAGUUUAAAAAAUUUUGGCCAACAUUUCAAUGAAGAAGAUUACGAUGGUGAGUUCCAUAACGAAACUUCUACAAGGGGAAUUUUUUGUAAGAGAAGAGGAAGGGAGGUGGAAAAUGUAAAGUCUCACAAAAGAACAGAGAAGUUCUUUGCUUCCCAGGUUUCACAGGCAGCACAGUCGGCAUUGCAUUCUACUUUUGCUUCACAAGAGAGCAUAGACCAAGCUGAUAUUGCUGUUGCAAAAUUUUUGUAUGAUGCUGGAAUACCAUUAAAUGCAGCUAAUUCUUACUAUUUCCAAAAAAUGGCUGAUGCGAUUGCAGCAGUUGGUCCUGGAUAUAAAAUGCCUUCUUACCAUUCUUUGCGUGCUAAACUGUUGAACAAAUGUGGUCAUGAAGUAGGUCAAGUCUGUAAAGAGAUUCGAAAAUCAUGGGAAGCAACAGGUUGUACUGUCAUGGUUGACAGGUGGGUGGAUAGGAACAGUCAGGUGGUGCUUAAUUUCCUUGUUUAUUGUCCAAAAGGAACCAUGCUCAUCAGAUCAGUAGAUGCAUCUGACAUUGAUCUUUAUGGGGAAGGUCUUUUGAGUUUAUUUGAUAGCAUUAUCCAAGAGGUCGGGCUUGGAAAUGUUGUGAAUUUUAUUACUGAUACUACACCGUCUCAUAAAGUUGCAGGAAAUGCAUUAAUGAACAAGUACAAGACCUUUAUCUGGAGCACCUGUGCAAACCAUGGCAUUGAGUUAAUUCUCAAGGAGUUAUGCAAUUUGAAUGAAGUGAAAGAAGUUUUGGCACAGGCAAAGAGGAUUUGCCAGUUUAUAUAUAACAAUGCAUGGGUGCUUAAUUUGAUGAGGAAGAAAACUGAAGGAAGAGAUAUAUUUCAGCCUGCCAUGACAGAAUUUGUUACAAAAUUUUUAACAUUAGACAACAUGAUAUCUGUCAAAGACUCGCUCCAUCAGAUGUUCACAAGUACUUUGUGGGAGCAGUCAACUUUCUCGAAACAAAGUGCUGGAGAGGAUGUCACAGAAAUUGUGCUAAAUCCACAGUUUUGGUCUUCAUGUAUGAGAGUCGUGAAGGUAUCAAAACCUCUUGUUACAGUUUUACACCAAAUAGAUAGUGAAGAUAGGCCAUCAGUGGGGUAUUUUUACAAUGCUAUGGAGAAGGCAAAGAAAAGUAUCAUGUUAGCAUUUAAUAACAAUGAAACAGAUUAUCUUCCAUACUUGGAAAUUAUUCAAAAUGCGCGAAGUGAAUUCCAUAGCCCACUGCACGCUGCUGCUUGUUACCUUAACCCAUCCAUAUAUUACGGUCCCAGCUUUUCCAUUAACAGUGUUAUUCAUAAAGGUCUCCUUGAUUGCGUAGAGAUAUUAGAGCCUAACUUGAAAGCCCAAGAUAACAUUACAAGGCACAAAGCAUGCUAUGAGGAAGCUGUUGGCGACUUCAGUAGACCAGUGGCAAUAAGGGGUAGGGAAACACUAUCUCCAGCUACAUGGUGGUCUCUGUAUGCGUCAGACUAUCCAGAUCUCCAGCACUUCGCUGUUAGGAUUUUAAGCCAGACAUGCACCAUAACUACAGCCGAGAGGAAUUGGACCAUGAAGGAGUGCAUGCAUUCAAGAAAUAGGAACAGAUUGGAACAAGAAAGGUUGACAGAUCUCACAUUUGUACACUACAAUUUGCGUCUUCAACAAAGGCAAUUAGCAGCAUCUGGAAGCAAGACACCAAUAAGAGGUGAGCGCGGUCCAGUAAGUUUGGAUGGAAGGGACUUCAGCAUUGGAGAAUGGAUUGAGGACCCUGGGGUACUUGAGGGACAAGAUACAAGCUGGAUGAAUGUGGCUUUACCCAGUGAUGUAGAUAAUGAUAGUAUUGGCGUUGACGAUGGAGGCACUGAGAUGAGUGAUUAAGAUCUAAGAGUGGUGAUAACAUUAGAUUUGUAAUGUUCUAUUUGUACAAAUGUCAAGUCAGGUCUUUUGUUGUGUGUAUAUUGUUCAUUUGAUUAGCUAACUUUUCUUUGUUUAUUAAUUACAGUGUUUAUUAUACUAAACUUUUGGUUUGCUGAGAACCUUGAUAGCAUGUACUGGAUAUUUUAGAGGUAUUGGUGAUGAUGAUGGAGGCAUUGAGAUUAGUGAUUCA